AUCAAACACCCGCUGCUUCACUUUAUUCACCACGCAUUACCAGCUCAUCGCCACUGGAGUCACCUUUCUUCUCCGCCGCGCAUGGUGUAGUUCAAACACAUCCCGCGCUGGGCAACAGCAAUUCGUUACCGUUAAAUGGCAAUAGUUUGGGUAGUGGUGGUGUGUCGAGUACGCUCAGCGUUGGCAGUGGUUACCUGAAUUCUCGUGGCAAUUUGCCAAAAUUCAAUACACAACGCUACCCACAAAUUGCGAAUACCGUAGUCGAUCCGAAUCCACAGUCGCCAUUCCGUCAUUUAGAUUUCUCCACCAGUGCCACCGCCGAACUGAGGCGUAAUCCAACAUUAUCGGCGCCAGAUGAGUGUGCGCGCGCCUGCCGUGAAGGUGAACCGCCACGUAUUUGCUACUAUCACUUCACCAUGGAAUACUACACCGUACUGGGCGCCGCUUGCCAAGUAUGCACGCCAAAUGCCACCAACACCGUCUGGAGUCAUUGUCAAUGUGUUCUUGCUGAUGGUGUCGAACGUGGUAUACUCACGGUGAAUCGUAUGAUACCCGGGCCCAGUAUACAGGUGUGCGAAAAUGACAAAGUCGUUAUCGAUGUAGAAAAUCACAUGGAAGGUAUGGAGACAACAAUUCAUUGGCACGGCAUUUGGCAGCGUGGCUCACAAUAUUAUGAUGGUGUGCCAUUCGUAACACAGUGUCCCAUACAGCAGGGCAACACUUUCAGAUAUCAGUGGACCGGCAAUGCAGGCACACACUUCUGGCAUUCUCAUCACGGUCUACAGAAAUUAGAUGGUAUUUACGGCAGCAUAGUUGUACGUCAGCCGCCGUCGCGUGAUCCCAACUCACAUAUGUAUGAUUUCGAUUUGACUACACACAUUAUGCUGAUUAGCGAUUGGUUGCAUGAGGAUGCCGCAGAACGUUAUCCCGGACGCUUGGCCGUGAAUACUGGUCAAGAUCCCGAAUCGGUGCUAAUCAACGGCAAGGGUCAAUUCCGUGAUCCCAAUACUGGUUUCAUGACAAAUACGCCAUUGGAAAUUUUCACAAUCACACCAGGACGUCGCUAUCGUUUCCGUAUGAUUAAUGCCUUCGCAUCCGUUUGUCCAGCGCAGGUGACAAUUGAGGGUCACACAAUGACGGUAAUUGCUACCGAUGGUGAACCAGUGCAACCGGUUGAUGUGAAUACGAUCAUAUCGUUCUCAGGUGAACGCUAUGACUUCAUUAUCAAUGCCAAUCAACCUGUCGGCGCUUACUGGAUACAGGUGCGCGGUUUGGGUGAAUGUGGCAUUCGUCGCGCUCAACAGUUGGGUAUUUUGCGUUAUGCGCGCGGCCCCUAUCAACCAGCAUCGGCUCCACCAACCUACGAUGUCGGCAUACCACAGGGUGUGGUCAUGAACCCUCUGGACGCCCAAUGUAAUACACCGAGAAACGAUGCUAUCUGCGUGAGUCAGCUGAAGAGUGCGCUGGAUGUACAUCGCGACAUUUUAACACAAACGCCCGAUGUGAAGAUCUUCUUGCCCUUCCGCUUCUACGUUUACCGUCCGGAAGAGCUGUUCCAGCCAAACACCUACAAUCGUUAUUUGGUUGCGCCCACUGGUGAUCAUGUCAUCUCUCUGGUCGACGAGAUCUCGUACUUGUCUCCACCGGCGCCACUUACCUCGCAAUUCCAUGAAAUCAAUCCCGAACAAUUCUGUAACGGUGAUAAUCGUCCCGCUAAUUGUGGUCCAAAUUGCAUGUGUACCCACAAAAUCGAUAUACCGCUGAAUGCAAUUGUGGAAAUUGUGCUAGUUGAUGAAGUUCAACAGCCUAACUUGUCACAUCCCUUCCAUUUGCACGGCUACAGCUACAGCGUUAUCGGUAUAGGUCGCUCACCCGACACCAGCGUCAAGAAAAUUAACUUGAAGCACGCCUUGGACUUGGAUCGACGCGGUCUGUUGCACCGUCAAUAUGAUUUGCCACCACAAAAGGAUACACUGCCAGUGCCAAAUAAUGGUUACGUGGUGUUACGUUUCAAAGCGGAUAAUCCCGGUUUCUGGUUCUUCCAUUGUCACUUCCUCUUCCACAUAACGAUCGGUAUGAAUCUGAUAUUGCAAGUUGGCACAAAUGCCGACUUACCACCAGUGCCACCAGGUUUCCCAACGUGCGGUGAUCACAAGGCGCCCAUACCGAUUAAUUAACUAUAAUACAACCUAAAAGGUGCCAAAUUCUUUCUAGACUUCUUCUAGUAUAUAGAAAGUGAAAAAUAUAUAGUAAAAAAAUUUCUUAAUAUAAACAAGCCACAAAAGAUGAUAAAAUGUGUUCUGUAAAAAAAAAAAGAAGCACCUCGACAAGUGAAGUGCAAAAAGCACAGCCUUAAAAGGAAUGAUGAAAAACAAAUAGACCGAACAUGGAAAGUUAAUUUUAUCAAAACAUCAUCGUUAAAAAAAUAGUGCUUAAAACGAGGAAACAGUCUUUUAAGAAUG
Rhagoletis pomonella (apple maggot) is the source of this 2462-nucleotide messenger RNA. RefSeq names its product laccase-5-like. Gene Ontology annotation, cellular component: plasma membrane. Lineage: Eukaryota; Metazoa; Arthropoda; Insecta; Diptera; Tephritidae. Gene Ontology annotation, molecular function: copper ion binding; oxidoreductase activity. The transcript has 8 exons. Gene Ontology annotation, biological process: iron ion transport. The record is from RefSeq and is a predicted model, not a curated record. The annotation marks the transcript as partial.